AUGACUUCUGUUCUGCCCGCGCAUCCCACGAACUUCAAAGUCUCGAUUUCCCUGUCUCCCACCAGCCCUGCGACAAUGGCUCCAAAACGUGAACCACGAGAGAGUCCGCAGCACUUCAUUAAGCAGGAGCAUGACGCAGGGAGAGGCCGGCUGCGGGAAGUCUCCGAAGACAAGGAUAUCGACAUCAUGGACGACGAUGGAGACGACGGCAAGGCCGGUUCAUCCAACUCUGAAGGUGGCCCUGCAAGGAAAAGACGGAGAAGCCGCAAAGGACUGGACAAGAAAUUCGAAUGCCCCCAAGAUGGCUGUGGAAAGAGCUACUCUAGAGCCGAGCAUUUGUACCGGCACCAGUUGAAUCACACGCCCAAGCAGAUAUAUGAAUGCGACUUUCCUGACUGCAGUCGCACUUUUGUUCGACUGGACUUGUGUAACCGCCAUAGGGACCGCCACACAGCCAAGGGGUCUGCCUUGAGUCGCAAAGACUCAAUGAUAAGCCACCUCUCUCCUACCACCGAUCGGCCCCCCUUUCCGGUUCCGGGAUCGACCUCGCCCGAGAUCAGUAGGCCGGGCAUUGGUUUUGCCAACGUGCGGCAGCCCCAGAUACACUAUGAGACACCCAAAGACACCUCUGGUAGUCCGUUUGCGCAGGCAACAAACACGCCUCCUGGAUACCCUGUGGGCUCGCACCCCGUUGGCAUGGACGGCUACAUGCAUCACGACAACGGAUUUGCUGGCGUUCAGGCGCAUCGUCAGCCGCAACAGCCGCCGAGCGGGGCGAGACCGACAGUGCAAAGCAACGGAGCUUACAUGUCACCGGUCCCUACCCAACACGGCUACCACAGCCAACCGCACAACACCCCUCAGUCCGCGGCUUACACUACUCAGCAGAACUUCCCGCCCUUCAAUCUACCGCCCUCGGAGUUUUCCAACGGUGCUAGUAACGUCUCUCGCGAGGGUCAGACGUAUGCACCGACAACCUCCGCAGAAUACAAUGAGCAGAGUCAUCCCCAGCAAUCGGGCGAGAUGAUGUUGCUAGACCAGAUGUCUAUGCCUGGGACGAUUCCCGUCUUUGGGAGCGACAGCAUACUAAGCAAAUCGCCAUAUGUCACGAUUCCCGAAGACUUUGUCGCCUAUUUGUUUAACACGCAACAAGGUGAAGGCUCGCCGAUAGGCCACAUUGUGGCUCCCGGGUACGUGAAUAACUACGGAGAAGUCCAGAACUCGUACAGUGUUCCUUAUGUAGGCACAGAAGGUGUGCCCAUGGGCUACUUCCCCUCAGGCCCCCAUCAGGUCAUGGCCGUCAACAACCUGCUGGAUCAAAACCUCCCAGAGGCCACCAUAUCCGAGGAGAAAAGCCAGGAGAUCUACGAGUUCAUCAACCAGAGGUUCCACGAGAACGACCAGGCACCGGCAUUGCGGCAGCGCGACAGUAUCUUAGAGGGCGAUCGUAGCGACGGCGACCACAUGCUCAGCAAACGAAUGAUGCAGGCAUACAUCGGAUCCUACUGGGUUCACUUUAGCGACCAGAUACCCAUCCUUCACAAGCCAACCUUCUCCCCCGAUAGAACGCCGAACUUGCUGCUCCUGGCGAUGAUGACGAUAGGCGCAGCCUGCCUUGACAAGACGCACGGGCAAAAGGUCACAAAGGCCGGGGCGCAAUUGUCCAACUUCCUGGCCUGGCAUCUUCGAUGGGAGAUAUUCAUGGACCCGAACUUCCGGCCACCGGCCAAGCUGUGGUUGUUCCAGACACUUCUCCUUCUCGAGCUAUACGAGAAGAUGUACUCAACGAGGGAGCUGCACGAGAGAGCCCACAUCCACCAUGCCACAACCAUCACUCUCAUGCGCCGCGGAAGAUCACUGAUUGGCAAGUCAUCCCUCGACUCACCUCCCAACCCUCGAGACGACAAGACAAACGGCUCUCGCCACUCGUCGACCUCGGGCGUGGCUCACACUCCAGAUGAAUGGUGGAAUCACUGGAUCACCAACGAGUCGACUAGGCGGGCUGCGUUUGCGGCAUUUGUCAUUGAUUCCAUUCACGCUACCAUGUUUGGCCACUCUACGGUGAUGGUCACUCAUGAGAUGAGAUUGCCGCUGCCUUGUGAUGAGGCUUUAUGGAAGGCCACUAGUGGUGCUGAGGUCGGCAGGAUCGAGUCCAACCUCCUAUCCAACGGCGUCAAGCCGAUCUCUUUUCUCGAAGGGUUGAAACGGACACUCAGCGGGCAAGGAGUGCAAACCAACCCUUUCGGUCGCAUGGUGCUCAUGGCCGGACUCCUCAGUGUCAGCUGGCACAUGAACCAAAGGGAUCUCCAGGUUAACGUGCUCGGCGGUGGCGUGUCUCAGGCGCUGGGUGGCCGAGACAAGUGGCGCGGGACCCUGACCCGCGCUUUCGACGCUUGGAAGGACGAUUUCGAUCAAUCGUUGACAGGGGCAAAAGAUUCUUCUGACCCAUACCGGUACGACUCUGCGAAGAAGAACGAUGCCAAUAUGGUCUUUGAAAGUCGGAUGGUGCUGCAUCACCUCGCUCACAUGGCGAUGCAUGUUGACAUUGUCGACUGCCAGAUCUUUGCCAGGGCAAAGAGGCUUCUGGGAAGAGCCAUUGGGCAACAGGACCUUAACAGCGCGCAGAGAAGAAUGAGAGAUUUGUGGGCGCCAUCGGCUAAGGCCCGGGACGCCACGUUCUACGCACUUAAGUUUCUCAGCUCCGUUCUCAUGCCCGACGGUGGGCACUCACCGCAAUCCAACGGCUACAAGUACGACGAGCCGUACACGGCGCGGGACGACGUUCUUCUCAACAGACCUUGGGUGUUGUACUUUGCCGCUCUUGUUGUUUGGUGCUACGGAUUCGCUCUUGAAGGACCAUGCCCCGGAAAUCCCGUGCCGGUGACGAAACAGGAGCAGGUGCGACAAAUGCGAGAAUACUUGAUGAAGUACGGAGGCGCGACCUCGCCUGACGACCUGAAGAUGAUGAAGGGAGUUAACACAAACACCGCAUUGCUACUAGUUUUGAAAGACUCUUUCGGAACGACACGUUGGGAGCUGUUACACGAGGGUGCUAAUCUUCUCAACAACUGUCUUCAGCUGAACACUGGAACUUCCACGAUGUAA
Molecule: messenger RNA, 3105 nt
Organism: Colletotrichum higginsianum IMI 349063
Lineage: Eukaryota; Fungi; Ascomycota; Sordariomycetes; Glomerellales; Glomerellaceae
Product: C2H2 finger domain-containing protein
Exons: 3
Coding region: 1-3105 (1034 amino acids)
Biological process (GO): DNA-templated transcription; regulation of transcription by RNA polymerase II
Cellular component (GO): chromatin
Molecular function (GO): RNA polymerase II cis-regulatory region sequence-specific DNA binding; DNA-binding transcription factor activity, RNA polymerase II-specific; zinc ion binding
Source: RefSeq, a predicted model, not a curated record